Molecule: messenger RNA, 1122 nt
Organism: Thlaspi arvense
Lineage: Eukaryota; Viridiplantae; Streptophyta; Magnoliopsida; Brassicales; Brassicaceae
Source: the annotation of a GenBank genome assembly
CCGUUUUAUAACUUCGUUCGAUCUCGCUCUCUCUCUCUUUCUCUCUCUCUCUCUCUCUCUCUCACGUCAGAAGAAGGGAAGAAAGAAGAACGGAUCUUUGUUUUCUCUGUCUUCUCCUACUUCUGAUUAGAGUCGAUUGAAUUUCUUCUUACUCGAAAUAAAGUAAUCGAAUUUGAGCGUGUUCGAUUUCCUGAGAACAAUUCGAUUUUCGUUUUUUGGUCCGACUGUUAGAAAAGGAAAGUGAUGGCGGCCGUUAAUGGGUACCAGGGAAAUACUCCGGCAGAUCCUCCGGCGACUGAUGGACCGAAGCAACCUGCUCCUCCGAAUAAGACUGUUGACAGCCAAUCCGUUCUCAAAAGGUUGCAAUCUGAGUUAAUGGGCUUGAUGAUGGGCGGUGACCCGGGGAUAUCGGCUUUCCCAGAGGAAGACAACAUAUUCUGCUGGAAAGGGACAAUAACAGGGAGCAAAGAGACAGUGUUCGAAGGAACUGAGUACAGGCUCUCGCUCUCCUUCUCCAAUGACUAUCCUUUCAAACCUCCAAAGAUCAAGUUCGAGACAUGUUGCUUCCAUCCCAAUGUUGAUGUCUAUGGCAAUAUCUGUUUGGACAUUCUUCAGGACAAAUGGUCAUCUGCUUACGAUGUGAGGACAAUACUACUGUCUAUUCAGAGCCUUCUGGGAGAACCGAACAUCAGCUCACCAUUGAACACUCAAGCAGCUCAGCUCUGGAGCAACCAAGAAGAGUAUAGGAAGAUGGUUUUGAAGCUCUACAAGUCUCCCAGUGCAUGAUUUCUUCAAGCUGUCUCCACUCCAAUUGAUACCCUCACAGAAAAUGAAUUCCUAGAAGAAACACAUUGAUUGUGUCACUCAUUUGCUUUAUUCUUUGUUUUUUGAGCAUCAGAAAACAUCAAAAGUUCUCUCUGUAUUACCUUGAGUUUUGACAUGAGCCAAAUAAUGACAUCAUAUGAAGAGCGAGUUUUUUCAGAGAUUAAUCAGAGUUUAUACAAGUAAUCUUGAGAUGAGUUGGGUUUCCUUGCGUUUGAUCAUCUUCACUACUAACUCUUUCUUACCCUCAAACUGAUCCACCCACUUAUUUAACUUCUUCACCUCCUUUUCAUCUUUGGG